CUCAGGUUGAGCUCCACGCUGCGGCUCUAACGUGAUUAAACCCGCAGAUGAUUCACGUCGUGACCGCGUGCUAAUCAGCUGAUGCGCCACAGCCGCCCCUCCUCUGUAUUUAACUGCUGCUGCCGGCACAUGUUCCCGCUCCGCACCGCGCUCAUCAUGCCUCCGUUUGACAAACUCCAGCUGCAGAACAAACCGUUCAAACAGAGGAAGAGCUUCGCUAUCAGGAAACAAGAAGUGGCGGGGAUCAGGUCCAAGUUCCCCAACAAAAUCCCGGUGAUCAUCGAACGGUAUGAGCGGGAGAAGUAUCUGCCUCCGCUGGACAAGACCAAGUUCCUGGUGCCGCAUGAACUCACCAUGACUCAGUUCGUCACCAUCAUCAGGAACAGGAUGGCUCUGCUGCCCACUCAGGCCUUCUACCUGCUCAUCAACAACAGCGGUCUGGCCAGCAUGUCUCUGACCAUGGCCCAGGUGUACAAAGACCACCAGGACGAGGACGGCUUCCUCUACAUGACCUACGCCUCGCAGGAGAUGUUCGGACACUGACGGGAGGCCUCACUCCCCAGGUUUUAUUCGGUGUUGAAGAUGCUGAGCUCCAUGUCUGCUGUAAAUAGAAAAACAUUUUGUAUAUAUUGUAAUAUUUGUGGCACUUGUCUGGAUUUUAAUGAAAGUAUGUGGCUCCAAUAAAUCUUAAAUCUAAACCAUGAGUGAACGUGCAGUCUGUAGCGAAACCAGGGUGAUUGUGACCUGGAAACUGAGUUUUCCAACAAACUCAAACGUCUCACAUCAGCCUGUUGCAUUAAACCCACAUGUAAUCAAUACAGCUUUUUAACCCUUACCUGACCAACUUUCAUACGACUGUCUGGGCUCGAGUCGUUAGAAACUCGUCACUGUGUGAAGCUUUAGACACUUUUGUUCUUGAUUCAAUUUUUCACGUUGAAAUAAAAGCAAAGAUUUCUAAAUGCAGGAAGUUCUCUCAAAUCUGGUUCAUAAAUGUUUGAAUCCCGGUCUCCACAA
Molecule: messenger RNA, 1014 nt
Organism: Seriola aureovittata
Lineage: Eukaryota; Metazoa; Chordata; Actinopteri; Carangiformes; Carangidae
Gene: map1lc3c
Product: microtubule-associated protein 1 light chain 3 gamma
Exons: 4
Coding region: 82-543 (153 amino acids)
Biological process (GO): cellular response to nitrogen starvation; autophagy of mitochondrion; autophagosome assembly
Cellular component (GO): autophagosome; autophagosome membrane; cytosol
Molecular function (GO): ubiquitin protein ligase binding
Source: RefSeq, a predicted model, not a curated record